Messenger RNA from Musa acuminata AAA Group (dessert banana), 2002 nucleotides. RefSeq lists its product as uncharacterized. NCBI's taxonomy places the organism in Eukaryota, Viridiplantae, Streptophyta, Magnoliopsida, Zingiberales, Musaceae. Gene Ontology annotation, biological process: regulation of ubiquitin-dependent protein catabolic process. Gene Ontology annotation, molecular function: protein binding. The record is from RefSeq and is a predicted model, not a curated record. The transcript has 11 exons. The coding region runs from base 45 to 1751 and encodes 568 amino acids.
GCUAUAAAACCCUCGAAGCCUUCACCGGUUGGUUGCGAAUCGCGAUGGAGAAAGAAGAAAAGGCGACGACGACUUCGACCUCGGCGUCACCGUCGGUCGGCAGCGGCGACCUGAAGUCGGAGGCGGAGGCGAAGGUGAGAAUCGCCGGAGCGUGGUCGGGGGUCAUCGAGGUUGAACUGGAGGCAUGGACGCUGCCGAUGCUCCGCCAAGAAGUGGCUCGGCGGGCGGGCGCCGCCCCGGACUGUGUCAAUCUGAUCUGCGGGGGAAAGGUCCUGAGGGACGACAGCCGGGCGAAGCCGCUGGGGCAGUUGGGGCUCAAGAACAACGCCAAAGUGCUCGCUACCGUCGUGCGUGGCGACCGGGGGAAAGCGAUCAAUGAUCAAGCGGCCUCUGAGGCCGAGCAUGCGAAGAAGCUUGCGAGAAUCAGGGAUGCUGCUAAAGCUUUAAGUGAAAGGCAUGCAGAUGGUUCACUUCCUCUGGAGGACUACAAUAUAGAACUAGAGGAUCAGAAUGGUCAAAAAUUGAUGUUGGGAUCUGAAUCAGAUAAAAAGGCUUUGAUGAUGGGUUUGAUGCUGCACACAAAUGCUAGAAGCCUCGUUAGAAAACAGAAGUUCAAGGAGGCCUUGGAUGUUCUGUACAUGGGAGAGGAGGCUUUCUCUCUUUGUGAUCCUAAACUUACUGAGAUGAUUGACAACGUGCCGAUACUUCAACUAGAUAUUGUGUGGUGCUACUUCAUGCUCCAGGACAUAUCGUGUUUAGCAGUGGCUGGAAUUCGGCUAGAAAAUGCUAGAAAAGGUUUUGAACGUUCCCAUGGUAAAGAUUCAACUCGCUUGAGGCUCCUCCAAGCUGGUUAUCGAGCAGAACUUGCCACAUAUCUGAGACUAGAGCUCUUGGAAGGGGUAGUGGCUUAUCAUAGUGACAAGUAUGAAGAAGCUCGUAAAGCUUUAAGCUCUGCACAGGCCAAAUAUAUGCAGCUUCAAGUACCCGAUGAAGCUUUGUCACUGCUUAUGGGAAUGGGUUACAAAGAAAAUGCAGCAAAAAGGGCCCUAAGAAUGACUGGUCAAGAUGUUCAAUCAGCAGUUCAUUUCCUGGUUGAAGAGCAAGCUAGGAAAAUACUCAGGAAACAGGAGAACAUUCAGCGACAAGCGGAGAUUUUAGAACAGAAGAGUUAUGGUGCAACCCCCAAUCACAAGCCCAUUAAUCUGCAAGAGUUAAAUGAGUUGGUAUCUAUUGGUUUUGAGAGAGAUCUUGCUGCAGAGGCUCUCAGGGUGAAUGAAAAUGAUGUUCAAAAAGCAUUAGAUCUGUUGACAAAUCCUGAAAGAAAUUGUGCCCUUCAGAGUCGACUUGAAAAGAGGAGGAAGUUGGGAGUAUCGGGUUCAUCAGGUGCAGACAUUGAGGAAUUAGUAUCCUUGGGUUAUAACCGAUCAUCAGUUGUGGAUGCUGUGCAAAGGUCACAUACCAAGGAGGAUGCGUUGAAACUUCUUGUCGGAGCAAAUUCAGAGGACAGCCAGCAUGCUACAAUCAACCAACCGAAAGAUGAUCAAGAGCCACCAUCGACUGCUUUAACUAAUGAUGAUAAAAUGGAUCUGGGAGAAGAACACAAAUAUCCAAGAGACGAAGUCAUGGAAGACGAGCUUGCGAAAGAACUGACAGGUGAUCCAUUGGCAGACUACGACAUGGAAGUAAUGAAAGAAGGAGAGGCCAUAGCAGAGUAUUUGGCCCUUCUGGAUUCAAAAGCCAGUGCAACAUAGGAAAUAAGACACACACAGGUUCUUCGAGAAUCCAGUAAAUAAGUAACAUACUUUUAUAAAAGAUACGAGUGUGAUUUCUUUUCUAAUUAGCCUUAAGGUUUCUUUUUUCUCUUUCUGUAAUCAUCAUUUCCAAAAGAGUUUUUAUGUAUGUCUGGCACUGUGCAUCCAGUAGCGGAGAGGUCAUAUAUGGUGUUCUAUAUUUAAAGUAUCUUGCUUUAAGGGAAAAAGCCAGAACUAGUUGUUACCCUAAA